AUGGCAUCGCAGCUGCUGAAGGAUCUCUCCACCAAUUCCCGGAAAUGGAUCAUUCAAACUCGGGUCUCUCGGAAGUGGAUAGCUACAAACUGCAACACUGGAAAGCUUCUGCAUAUGGACUUGGUCCUCAUCGAUUCAAAGGGGUCAGAUAUAUGGGCUAUGAUUCCUCCAUUUCUGAUUCCAAAAUUUGAAUCCACUCUGAGAGAGCAAGAGGUCUAUGAGAUUAGACAUUUCAAGGUUGCUCUUACGAAGAACACAUUCAGGCCAGUGCCCAAUCGUUUGAUGUUGGAGUUUGAUUCAGCAACUUUGGUCCAACAUGUGAAAAGUUAUCCAAGCAUACCAUCCUACAAGUUUUAUUUUCUCAAGCACUCUGACAUGAUGCAGAGGCUAUAUGACAAGAAGAAUUUAUCGGAUGUGGUUGGCCAAUUGGUUCAACAUUCUGCAGUCACCUCCAAAAUCUCAGCAACAAAACGUUGGAAAGAUAUCACACUCAAAUUGAUUGAAGGUGAGAUGGUAAGGGUGACUUUAUGGGGAACUAUUGGCAACCAAGUAGAUGACAUGGUCUCCCACAAUGAAGGUCGACCAGUGAUUCUCACUGUUACCUCAGUUUUUGUUGACGAAUAUAAAGGGGAGCUUUGUCUAUCGUCCACAGGGGCUACAGUUUUGAAGGCAAAUCUGGAUAUACCAGAAGUGCAGAAGUUUAAUUUGGGGGAUGGCAGGUUGAAUGCACCUGUCCUACUUGCUGAGGAACCAGCCCCUGAGAUUCAACAAAUUUCCAUAGCUCAGCUUAACGAAUUCAAAACUAUGGAAGAGAAGAUUGAUCAAGUGUUUGCUGUUGAAGGUCAAGUCAUUCAAGUAAGAUCCAAUUGGUUUUAUAUGGGCUGUGUUGGCUGCCCUCGCAAAGUGGAAGAGGACUUGGAUGAGUAUUUUUGCGGACACUGCAAUACCACCUCUAAAACUGCAGCUGCCAAGUAUAGAGUCAAGCUUCAGCUGCAGGAUGAUUCUGGUGAUGCUGACUUUGCAAUUUUAGAGCGUGAAGGACUGCGUUUCUUUGGUGUUAUGGCUGAUGUUUUAUUCCAAGGAAAUCAAAGGAACAAGGAACCAAUUCCCCGGCAGAUUGAGCAAGUUGUUAGCAUGAAAUUGAAAGUGCAUGUUAAGCUAACCCAAUUCAACUUCAUCAACCCUCAAGCCGAGUAUACUGUGGCUUGCAUAGAACAUGAUCCUCUUGCGCAAAUCAUUGAGGAGUCAGUUGCAUCCCAAACUUCAUUUCCUGCCAACAGCCAGGAAAUUAGCCCUGAUUUGGUUGAAGCAAACUUAGAGGAUAGCUCUGCAAGUUCUGAAGCUACAGAAGGGAAUAACUUCAAGAGGCAGAAGAAGGCCCAAGUGGUUGAUUCUGAUGAGGAAGAGAAGUAG
Linum trigynum is the source of this 1413-nucleotide messenger RNA. The record is from the annotation of a GenBank genome assembly. Lineage: Eukaryota; Viridiplantae; Streptophyta; Magnoliopsida; Malpighiales; Linaceae.